AUUGUGUUAAAACUCCUAUGCUGCCCUGCAGGAGUGUUGAUGUAUCGCGGUUUUCCUCUGGAUCUGUUCAUGGCUCAGUGCUAUGCCAAUGCUGAUGACCUCGGCAAGGGUCGGCAGAUGCCUGUCCACUACGGCUCCAAAGACCUGAACUUUGUCACCAUCUCCUCUCCUCUGGCCACUCAGAUUCCUCAGGCGACUGGAGCUGCAUAUGCAUUCAAGAGAGAAAACACCAACCGCGCUGUGAUCUGUUAUUUCGGAGAGGGAGCCGCCAGUGAAGGGGACGCACACGCUGGCUUCAACUUCUCUGCCACCCUAGAGUGCCCAAUUAUUUUCUUCUGUCGUAACAACGGCUACGCCAUCUCCACCCCCACCAACGAGCAGUACAGAGGGGACGGCAUUGGUAAGAAGCCGUGGUGCGGUUAA
This is a messenger RNA of Hippoglossus stenolepis (Pacific halibut), 423 nucleotides long. RefSeq names its product 2-oxoisovalerate dehydrogenase subunit alpha, mitochondrial-like. The record is from RefSeq and is a predicted model, not a curated record. The transcript has 2 exons. Gene Ontology annotation, biological process: branched-chain amino acid catabolic process. Bases 40 to 423 code for a protein of 127 amino acids. Gene Ontology annotation, molecular function: oxidoreductase activity, acting on the aldehyde or oxo group of donors, disulfide as acceptor. NCBI's taxonomy places the organism in Eukaryota, Metazoa, Chordata, Actinopteri, Pleuronectiformes, Pleuronectidae.